AUGUGCGGAACGAUGAUGACGCGAGGAAGGGACGACGCGGGCGAGGGGACGUCGACGAGGGAGCGGUUAGCGUUGGAUUCCCUCGCGCGGGCGAUCAUGACGAGGAGGAUGCGGCACGUGUACGGGCAUUUAGGAAGUGGGGUUCGAGUGCGAGUGAAUGCGGCUUUGAUUUUACUCGCGGCGAUCGUCGGGAGAGGGAAGCGGAACGCCGCGGAGUUGUUUCGUACGUUUGAUUUUUCGCUCGCGGCGUUGCCUAAGAUUGCGUCGCCGCCGCGAGAGGUGCGAGAUGGUGGUGUUUCGUCGAAACGUAAGAAGGAGCCGAGUGAUGUUCUCGCGGGAUCGACGCGAAGGGCGUUUUGUGAGUUCGUACUUGCGUUUUUCUCCACAAAGGAUCGCGCGUUGCUGCGUCCGGUGCUAGCGCAGCGCGUGUUGUUUGGAAACGUGGCGCGCUUCGCGGCUGGUGAUGAGGCAGAAAUGCAGUUCAGAAUGUUAGAAGUCAUGAAAGAGGACGUGAUGGCGAGUGAUAGUGGUAUACCCGCGCGGCUUCGCGCGGCUUUGUUUGGAGACGUCACCCUUGAACAGCUCGCCACCAUCGCGGGGCAGAGCGAAGACGAGGAAUCGACGUCAGGACGAGUUGCGGCGAUGGCGACGAGAGUGCUUUCGGAGCUUUUCACGGAUCCGGCACACGGGUUAGUGCCCGACGGAUCGACGACAUCGUCGAAAAAGUGCGCCUCAGUUGUUCGACUCCUACAAAAGCUUCGACCGAUUGAAUGCGACGCGCACUUGAAGAUUCUUCUCCUCGCGUGCGAGACGCAUCCAUUGCUCGCGACGAUGUAUUUGCCGGGAGCGAAGUACACUUUAGAGCCACGCCUGUCCGCGCAUUGGCUCAACAGCGCGAGUCUACUUGGAAGAAUAGCCGUCGCCGCAGGUAAAGAUGCAGCAUCUUCGGCGGCGGCGGCUCGACUCGAAGCCUCAAGCGUCGUCGGUGAGAGCGAAGGCUCGGCGUUUAUCAAAGCCGUUCUACCACCAGGUGUGAGUAAACAGACCUUGUCAAAAGGUUUAGCGCACAGCUCGCCGAUCAUUAGGCACGGCUCGCUGUGUUUAUUAGUUCAAGUGACGCGAGCAGUCGCCGCGCGGCUGACGCACUUGGACGCCGCCAUCGUAGACGCUCGAAACAGUGGAAGCGAUCAGAUAUGGCGAGUAGAAGAGUUAGCGUCGUACGCACGAUUAGCCGCGACGACAUACUUACCGGAAAUUCAGUCCAUAAUGACUGCGUACACGGCGAGCAAGGGGUUGAGUACGUCCGAAAAGGAAGCCACGGCGGCGUUGCUCGCGCGAUGCCACGCCCUCAACGCAAUGGCGACGCAGAUAAGCGUCAUUCCCGAGACGCUCGUGGACGCGAAGGUCGAUGUGAACAAAUUACUGCCUACAAAUGAUCCCACAAGCUUGGCACCGGCAGAGCUUGCGGCUGUCGUGCGCGUGCUUUGCUCCGCUAGGGGCUUGAAGGAGGCGGCGGGCGAUGACGUGUCGACGACGACGACGUUGAUCCAGGAAUCAGGCGUCAAUCAGGGACACCUGCUAUCUGUUUUGCGCGUCGUGAUUUUUGCCACAUCGCCUGAUGCUCGUGCGUCAGCAAGACGUCUUGCGAAGCAUUACUUGGUGACUUCAGGAGCGUUGGACGGUCGCACUGCGGAAGCCGACGUGUGGAUUGAUAAACUAACGUCUUUCAAGGUCGAUGGCUUUGAAUACUCUCGCGAUGUUUUGAUGUCAUGCACCGAGUUUUUGGCGGAAGCCACGACUGCGGCGGCGCGACGACGAUUUAAGCACGACUCGGUGAUACAAACCGCGUUAAAGGAAACGAAAGAUAACCGCCCUGAGCGGUACGUCGUGGAAGAUUUGUCCGACGAUUACCUCAACGCCGCGACGCUUUCAGUGAGUGCGCUCGCCGUGACAGCGUGCGAGAGCAUCGUCAAAGUGCUUAAAAGUGAAAAACGUGAUAGCGCGUUUAAGCUUUCCGUCAGUGCGUACGCGGCAUCCGCAUUGAUGAGCAUCGUACAGACGAGCUUUGAUCCUUGGGCGCUCGCGUCAAUUGCACUUGAAGCCAUCAGUGAUGAAGUAGCUGGAGCGUACGUGGCAAUGGGGUCGCUUCGCGAGUUUUUGUGCAACUGUACGAGCGAGACAGUCGAGCAACAAUUGGUCCCUCGCUCCGGUUCCGUUCCACGAGGAAAACGCCCGAAUGAGUGGUCAAUCAGCGAACUGUCUGAAGCGCUCGGACAUUUGGCGUCGCUUUCUCCGGAGGAUCGAGGACUGGUGCUUUUCUGCGCGCAUGCCCAUAUUCCAACGAUUGGAUUUAUCAGCGCAGAAUUAGCCUGUCUAACUCUCUACGGCACGGUGAAUACGGUCGACGAAAACGUUGAACUGACGACGGCGCUCGUUAACAGCCUUGCGGCAGCCGACGUAAUCGCGGCGUGCGCGUCUGGACCACGUCCCGUGUUGGGUAUGAGUAUGACUCACGCUUCGCCGGCGUACGAGCUUUGUUCGCGUGCGAUCGCGAUGUGCCCGUUGCGUGAGGUUGUCCGCACCUCUCGCGCGCUCGUCUUUUGGUGCAAAUGGAACCACGCGCGCGGCGACGCCAAGACAACGUCGCGACUUAUCGAGCUCUGUAAAGUCGUGCUCAGUCGUGCGCGACAAGAAUGUCAUGACCUACUACGCGAAGUUCAAGUCGUGUUGCUCGCAACGACAGCAAUGUACGCCAUUUUAGACGAUUCAACAAGUUCCGCCGUGUCGGAUCUCGUAAUGUUUGGCGCUGCUCUCGCGUGUGAUGGCAAAGGCGAACUCUACCGGCCUUACGUCCUGCGUUCGGUGGAGAGUUUGACGUCCACAAUAAACGCGAAGUUCCAAAAAGUGUCCAAAAUCGGUUCCCUGAACGUUUCACUGGUAGCUUUGGCAUCGAACGAACAAAAGUUGAGCCUUUUGGAGAUGAGCGAAGCGAAUUCAAUGCCGGAAGUGGCCGUUCUAAUUGCCGAAGCCGUCGUGGACGCGCCGAGUUCGAGCUCGCCUGUGCGAAUGCACGCUGUUCGUUUUGCCGUUCGCAUCGCGUUGAGCGAAGCCUCGACUGAUUCUCUCGUAAGAACGUCGUGUCGAGUAGCAAAAGCUGCGAUCGACUCACUGCACGCGCUCGAAUCAAGAGAAGUACUCUCUGGAAGGGCACCGGACUUUGCCGCGGUGCCGGAGGCUUUGGAUUUGGUUCAGAGCGUUGUGAAUGAUCACAGCUCGGAGGCCAGAGUGCAAUUGGCGGCCUCGUUUUUAGCGCACUCGGAGUCGCUUGCGUCAUGGUAUCUCACAGACGUAUCCACGAAGAGCUUAUCACACGAUGAUCUGUUCAAACUGUUGCCGCUGAGCGAACGAGCGAUGUGCUGGAACGCGCUCUACCACACUACGCCGAAUGCCGAAGACUUGGCGACGGAGUACCGAAAUCUCCUCAUCGACGCGUGCUUCGAGGAUGGUGACGUCAUAUCAUCGUCCAUAUCCAACCACGCCGUCGGAACACUGGUCUCAUGCUUGCAAAUCGCACCCUUCAGUGCUGAUUCGUCUGAGUACGAGCGCUUCGUCGAACGCGCAACACCGCCACAGGGCUGGACCCGCGAAAGCGACAUCGAAAUCAUUCGCGCGCAGAUUGCCGUGAGGGUCUUUGUCGAGAGCGAUGCACUCGACGAAAAGCUCAGGCUCGUGACAUGUCUGCUCCAAUCUCUUGCGGCUUUGACACCUACCAACAAAAUGAUCAAGCGCGACGCUUCGGCGGAAAAAUACCUCGCCGAAUCCUUAACCAGAGCGCUGGAUGAGAUUCAACGACGACCGCUCUCGAGUCCGAGCGCGCCCGUUUUGAAUCGGCUCGUAAAUGCGUGCGAAGCGUUCAUUUUGCAGUCUAUCGCGCAUAGGUUCCGCUCGCAUCGACGAUUUGGCGUCAUCGGGCGAAUUGGUGCCGUGUUAAACGAGCUCCAGUCGAUCAGGACGCAAACGCACCUCGGCAUGCAAACGCUCGCCGAGGGUGUCGUUUCGCAAAUCGUCGCGCAUCCCCUGUUCACGCGCGUUCUCACAACCGGGUCGAGUGAUGACGAUGCGACGUUACCCGCAAAUGUUCGCGAUAUGCCAAUCACCGUUAAGUCGAUUAUCGAAGUCGUCGAGGAUACGUCAGCGUUUGAAACCGGCGCGGUGGCGUCAAACUCGAGUGAGUUGAAACUGGAAUUGUUGCGCGUUUUGAACUCUUUCUGGAAAUUACAAGAUGCGAAUGGGGCAAACGAGACGAUCGCGUGCAGAAAGUGGCGCGCUGAACGAGCGAACACACUCAUAACGCUCGCUUCGGGAUACGGCGCGACGAUGAGCGAAACCGAUCGCGUCGCGCAAGACUUGAUGCUCGCCAUCGACGCGAGCACGGGCGGCGGCGCGUUGCGGUCGCUCGGAUACCUCUGGGGCGAGUCAGUGACGCACUUCGUGAAAGCGACGAUCGCAAUUCGCAGAAAUGAAAACGAAAGCUACGACGUCGAAGAUUUGCUUUACUCCGAGCCGUCUCCAGCGCUUGUGGCGUCCGCUAUUCGAGAGGGUUCGCCGCCCGAUGCGCGCCGCGCGGCGGCGACGGCUAAUCGCUACCCUGUGACGCGAUCAACGCCACCUUCAACGGCCAUGGUGUCGGAUGAAACACUCGAUGAGUGCGUUUCUUUUGGAUACGACCCUUCGUGGGUCCUUCCUUUUGCCCUGCGCUCGCUCAUGACGGAUGCCAUGGAUCCGCGCGAGGCGAUCGCGUGGGGACUCGCCCCGCUAGCGGCGGCCGCGCUUUCAUCUCACGAUGAAGCCACGCGCCGAGUGGCGUACGCUAUCCUAUCGACGUUGGAGCAUCGGGUUAGUGAUCCAAUGAUGUCGUUCCGCGAGCGAACUCAAGUGUUGGCGUGCCUGAGCGCGAUACGAAACGCGACGAGCGAGGCGUUGAUUCGUUGGCCCUCGCCGAGCGCCGUGCUCACGGCUGAGUGCAUGAUUUCGUGUUUGUACCCCGAACUUGAUACCUUCUUACCGCUUCAGAGGCAACUCAACAAGCGCGCGGCGCUCGAUCUCGACGGUCUUCCCAUGUUUCUUCCCAUGCUGAACAGCGGUGAUGUUGACGCCAGACAGCACCGUUUUUGGAUCCUUCGCUUGCUCCGAGCGUCGUUGAAGGAUGACGUCGACGCCACGAUGUUUCGUAAAACUUUCGCCUUGGAGGUGGUGAUGAGUCAUUACAGCACGACCUUAGCGGAGCCUUUCGUGCGGUUCCUCAUGCUUGAUCUCAUCUCGCGCGCGUGCGCCGUGCAAUUUGCCGCCCGACCUCUCGUCGAAGGCGGCGGUUUGAUCGCUUGGUUGGCCUCUGUGGCGCGCGCGGCGUGCGUCGACGAUGAGCACGGGAUUCGUUCCGGUGAAUCCUCCAACUUGCGAGCGGCAACGGCAAGAAAAGCCGUUGAAGCACUUGUGGCGCUGAUCCGCCAGAAAGGUUCGAUUUAUCUCGGUCCGACGGGUACGGCGGCGGAUUAUUUGUCGGCGUUGCAAACAAUUCGCGGCGCCCUCUUGCGCGGCGACGCCCCGUCACACGCCGAAAUCGCCAGUCGUCGCGCGGCACUCGGACCGUACUUGAAGCUUCACAUAGAAAUUGCGGAGCGAUUACGCCGGCGCAUCGCUGAAGUCGGCGAUCCCGUGGAAAUCGCCCGUUUGUGUCGCGCGGCGGAUGAGGCGCCUAACGCGGCGGCGCUCCGAGACGACAUGUUCAGAGUCGUCGUGACUUCCGAAGGCGGUGGUCAGUACGCCAAGCGGUGCACGCGCGAGACUUCUCGCGCACUCGCAGAUGCAGUAACUUUUUCUGCUUCUUGGGCCGCCGCACACGCCGCCGAUGUAUCUGAGCGCGUGUCCAAACGCGCCGGCGAGGACGCCUUCGAGGCGACGGCGCGUUGGUGCGCCAGCGCGCUCGCGAAUGGGGGCGCUUCGUUCGUCAACGCGCUCAUGAGCGCGCACGAGUGCGGUGGUGUCGUGCGAUUUGCCAACAUCAUGACGGCGUGCGAACGCGCGUCGUGCGACGCCGCGCGUCGCGAGUUGCGACUCCCUUGCUUAGCCGCGCGGCUGUAUCUCUUGCGCGCGGCGCAAGCCUUCGCCGACGAGUCGACGUCUGAAGCCGACGCCGCGAUGAAGCGCGCGAUCGCUGACGAUAAAACCGACGACUUUGUCGCCGGAGGCGCGCUCGAUCGCGCCGUCGCCGCGACCGCCGCGGGAGACGCGACUGCGUUCGUCUUCGCGACGGCGCGUCUUCGCGCCGCCUUCGCAGGGGUGGGUUUCGCGCGCGCGCGCGACGACGCGAACGACGAAAACCAGCCGUCAAAGAAGAAACCCAAGAAGUCACGGGUGGCGUUGCGAUGA
Molecule: messenger RNA, 6429 nt
Organism: Ostreococcus lucimarinus CCE9901
Lineage: Eukaryota; Viridiplantae; Chlorophyta; Mamiellophyceae; Mamiellales; Bathycoccaceae
Exons: 1
Coding region: 1-6429 (2142 amino acids)
Biological process (GO): maturation of 5.8S rRNA from tricistronic rRNA transcript (SSU-rRNA, 5.8S rRNA, LSU-rRNA); maturation of LSU-rRNA from tricistronic rRNA transcript (SSU-rRNA, 5.8S rRNA, LSU-rRNA)
Cellular component (GO): nucleolus
Source: RefSeq, a predicted model, not a curated record